Messenger RNA from Penicillium brasilianum, 5346 nucleotides. The record is from the annotation of a GenBank genome assembly. Lineage: Eukaryota; Fungi; Ascomycota; Eurotiomycetes; Eurotiales; Aspergillaceae.
AAAGUCUUGUUCGCUCUCUUCUACAACGACAUACAAUUCAAGUGUCGUUGAGUUGAAGUGCUCGAUCGAUUUUGUUCUGCCUCAAGAUACCCCACCGCUACCUGGCCGACAUGACUGGACACUGCUAAUGCGCGAAAAGGACUCGGAGUACACUUUUAGCGGAAUGUACCGGUCGGAAAUGAGAUAUCGGAUCAGACGUAUUGAACACCUGGUGAUUAAUAGCUCUAGGCCCCGACAAUAGUCCUUGGCUAUAUAUCUAGUCUGCCGAAACUGGUUUAGCGUCUUCAGAGUGCCCGUUAUGUACCUCACACUCCCCUCACUCUUGGAAUCUUCAAUUAGUAAUGAGUUUCCCUCUCUUCAGCAGAUUAUUUCAAGUGCAACUGUCUUAAAUAUGAGUUAUGAGAAAUCAUCAUGAAGAAUACCAUCGCAGAAGCUAAACAUAAUCUGGAUUACGGCCAAAGCUGCCUGCCUCAUCCCAUCUCAACGUCGGGGUAGGGAAGAUUGCCCGGUCCCCCCUCGGGACUUCAAGUGAAUCACGUUUUAAUUGCAUCGAUAAGUAUUCUGGCACCGAAAUACUCUCGCUGGUAGCGUACAUCUUCUGGCAAGGUCUAUUAUAUCGUCCUGGUGGAAUUCACUCUUAGCAUCCCGAGUCUACUUUCGGCCCUGGAGCACAGAGAGAAAGAAUAGAAUCAAAAAGCUUACUUCAAAAAGUAAUACUCUGUAGGAUGACAAUGGAAACGAUCGCUCUUGUCAAAAUCUAUCGUUAAUCUCCGUCCACUCAAGGUCAACGCUACGGUGAGUUUCAAGUAUGCCUCGCAUUUGAUGAACGGUAACGUAUUCGAUUUUUAAUAGCGCUUUAUUCCAGCCUUUGCUGGCAUAGAAAUAGGCUUUGAUGAAAUGGACCACAAUGGGCAAUGAGUCAAGGCAUAGCUGCAUGGUAAAUUUAAGUUAUUUAGUUAUAUGGUGCUAGAUCACAUAUCGAUAGACUAACAAGACCGAUGAAUAUAUCUUUGGACCAGAUAAUUGUCCUAAUAAACGUGAAAGUGGAACUUCGUUACUAUUCAAGAUUCAUUGCCUUCAGUUCCUUCAGUGAUGGCUGAAUGUUUCUUCUUAACUUUCUUACCAUCCUGCACAUGAGGUCAUCAAAUUCUUCCCCGCAAUUUCUUUACUUCGGGGCCCCAGAUGCCCCUGACUCUGACUAAUAAAAGGUCAUUUUGGGCCCGAAGAAAGAUAGCUAAUACUAGGCUGUAUCUUUUCUUCGCUGAAUGCGGAUUUAACACUUAACUCCUGGCUAGGAUGUAGCACGUUACAUCUUGUACAUUAGUUGUCAAUUCUUGUGUGAUCUCAACAGCUCCCCACUCUCUCGGCCUGCCGGAAUCUUUUCCUGUUACAAUCUGCUCACGAAUAUUCGUGAAACUUCGCUCGGUUUCCACCGUCCGCUUCGCUAAAGCACCGAGUUCAAGCCCUUAUUCUUUCCCCUGCCGAUCAGAUCCGUGAAGUGGACUAAGUGGGUUCCAAUAAGAGAAAACUUUUUCUCGUCGACGAGCACUUGAUAUAUGAUCUACUCCCGAGCGACCCGCCAAUUAGAAGCCGAAAAUCCGGUUCGUCUUGGGCUGGCAACCCACCAAUCACAAAGCUCAGACUACGGCUGCUCCCGUCGGGGUGCUGACGAGUUUUGCGUGGCCUCGCCUUUUCUUGACAAAUCCGAAGCUUCCGCCCAGGGGAUAUGUAGGGUCAAUCCGACGGUUCGAUCCACUCAGGAUCUUGAAAAGAUAUAGGUGUCGUGCACGUUAUGCAGGUCUAUACAAAGGUACCGACCGAAAUAGCGACUCACUGCUAGCAUCCCUAGGUUGCCAAUAACAUGCCAAAUCUCGGUUCAUCGGGAUCCCAAGCGGCACGAAAAGUGGAUCCGAGCCAAGGGCCAGUCAAUAAUAGGGAAGUGGUCGACUGACAGAGGUCCUUCGAGAAGGCUUGCACAUGAGUAAUAAGGGCUCCCCCCUCCAAAAACGACCAGGCCUUGGAAAUCUAGAAUUGACCUCCUCCCUUGCUUCUUGUAAAUGCCUCGGAGCUGAGUGCUCGGUCUAACUCGUUCCUUUGUCUCGCCCAUCUUCUCCCCUUGACCGAGGGGAGGGAGAAAGAAAGAGGUUUGACAGAGGCUUCUUACCUGAAGAGUACUGUACACAGUUUAUUCUUCAAGAUUGAUUGUCAAAUUAUUUGAUCUCAUAGAGAAGGAAAAGAAGCUCGUAUGAGCUACCCGUAUUCUUCCCCCUCCCCCCCUCCUUUUCCGCCCUCCUACCAAGAAGUUAUGUGGUGGUGGUUUGUAUUUAGGGCUCGAAUCCCCACCGGUCAGCGCAUCUACAAAUCCCGCCCGUUCAUUGGCGGCAUCUCAAACCGAAGCAAAAGUGUCGCACUGGCAAUUAAUCGCGACGAUGCUCAACCACCCUCGUAGUCGCGUAAUUUUUUGCUAUAGCCUCACUUACAGACUGCGUCCAUGACCGGCAAACGAUCAGGAAAACAACCAUCGAAAUCACCAGGGGAAGGUGUGUCCGGGCAAAAUGAAGAAUCGACGGCGCUGCCAGAGCCGCAUAGUGCCCCUGCAACGCCGAAUCGGACUUCGAUUCAGGAUAGACCGUCGACGUGGGGAGCAUCGAGAACUUCCAACUCCACGCCCGCUCUAGGAUCCUCGCAGAAUGUGCAAAAUGCGUCCAAUGCUAAAGUGGCGAUUCCUCGCCAACCACCAAAUAAUCAUGCACCCCGCUACAAUCGACGGGUCCCGCGGGCCUGUGAGUCGUGUAGACAGCGGAAAACGAAAUGCAGCGGCGAUACCCCGAUAUGUCGACAAUGUCGUGAGCUGAGAAUCAACUGUCAUUACCCCGUGGGUUGGAGAGAAAAGAUGAAAAAGGAUGUGGACAAGCUCAAUGCUGAGAUUCAAGACUAUGAAAACUUCGUCAUUGCCCUACGCAGUACCACCGAGCCUCGAACGGCCGAAUGGAUUAAAAGCUUGCUGGACAAGCAUGGGUUGAAAGGAGAUCAUUACUUCGACAAUACUCAAUCUCGUCUGUCGACGCCGCAGAAUGAGAUGGACGCCGAUGAGCGGUCACCUCUCUCAUCUCUUGGCUCGCUAGAAGCUAUUGAUCGAGUAGAGGAGGAUCUCAAUCGGACAGAGCAUACGCGAGCCACGGGUUUUAUGGGUAAAAGCUCGGAAAUCUCUUGGAUGCAACGUGUUCAAAGAGAAGCCGAGCAACGGGCUCAAGGGUAUGCUGGAAUUAUGGAAUCUAAUCAGGAUAAGAACGAAGACGCACGAGACGGAUUCUCGCUUCAUGCACUCAACUAUCAUCUGGACGACCUAGACAUCUCCGUCGCCGAACCGGUGGAACGAUACGACAUGCCCCCUCGACAUCUAGCCGAUCGGCUUUUCAACGACUAUCUGGACACGGUACACCCUUUCUUCCCUAUCAUCAGCAAACCGCUCUUCCGCGCUCAAUACCAGACCUUUUUCGACAGCUUCGCUAGGCCCAAUGCUCCCCGACCGGGUGAUAAGUGGCUUGCCAUUUUGAAUAUCAUCUUUGCCAUUGCGGCCAAGCAUGCUCACCUCAUCAAUGCUCCGUGGCGAGGGGUUUGCGAUGAUCAUUUGGUAUAUAUGACCCGGGCUCGAUUACUCAGUCUCAAUUCCGAGGUUCUGUUCAGUCAUCCGGACCUUCAGCAAGUUCAGGUCGAGAGCUUGAUUGCAUUCUACCUGCUUGCAUCGGAUCAAAUCAAUAGGGCAUGGAGAAUCUCUGCUCUGGCGGUUCGAUCUGCCAUCACCCUCGGAAUCAACCUGAAGAACAACAGCUCCGUGACCCCCAACAUCUCCAAGGAAGCUCGGUACCGAGUCUGGUGGUGUCUCUAUUCCUUCGAACACAUGCUAGGUAUCAUGACCGGCCGAGCCAUCUAUACUCUCGACGGCGGAUACGCAACACCCCUACCCCUUCCCUUCGAAGAAGAACAAUUACAAGAAGACCCCACGGCCAUCGAAAUGCUGAAUAGCCCCUCUUUGAGAGAUGAGCUGAUCAACAACAUCAUGUCGAGUAGGGUGAUCCGACAAGCGGGCGGCCGUGAAGAUCCCCAAAAGUCUAGACCUCGAGACCAAUCGUGGCUUAAAAAACUUCCGCCUAAUUUUGGACUUUGCUAUCUCUUUCAUUGUGAUUUGACAAUCAUCACUCAAGAGAUUGUUAACAAGGUCUACUCGACCAACUGUGUCACGCUGACAUGGUCAGAGAUUGAGACCCGACUCGAUGAACUCCGGGCUCGUAUCGACGCCUGGCAGUCAAGCCUUCCACCCGUGAUUGACUUUACCAAGGAUGAGGCCGAUGAUACCCCAGAUCAACUUCGCUGCAAAUUGAUCUUGGCAUUUCAUUACUAUAGCGCGCGGAUUACUCUUGGCCGACCUUGCCUUUGCCGACGCGAUGCACGUCAGCAAAACUCCCAACAAACUUUCAGCCAUAUGAUGGCUCUGAUCACCCUCGACUCGGCUUCACGCUUACUUGGUCUGCUUCCCGACGAACCAGACGUCCUCCAACUCUUCCAAAUCUGUCCUUGGUGGUGUGUGCUCCGCUAUCUCAUGCAGGCGACAACGGUCAUCCUUCUCGAGCUGUCCUUCGGCAGCGUCCAUAUACCAGAGGACGAAGAGCGGUUCGUGGGAUUAGCGAAAAAGUCAAUACGCUGGUUCCACGCCAUGUCCGAUCGCAGCAUCGGUUCCCGACGGGCCUGGCAACUGUGCGACUCCAGUUUCCGGAAACUGGCCAGCGGCAUGAAAUACACCACCAACGAUCUCCCAUCACAUCCACGACCGCAAGAGCGUUUCGCCAACGAGCAUAAUAUGCCUUCUUCUUCCUCCUCCUUCCACCAUGGAGGACACUCCUCCCACGAUUAUUUCACGCAUCGCCCGGAAGAAAUCAGUCCCUUCUUACACCGUCCCACCCCGGUACAAGACGGCGGCGAUGUCUGGACGAAUUACUUCAACCUCCCCACUCCCGAUCUGAUGUGGCCACUUUCAGGCCCGGGUGAAAUCACUGAAGAUUCUUAUUUCCCCUAUGACCCUCUCAGCGAAGAGUUCAUCCGGUCUUUCUUUCCUUCCUCGGACGAGGAAAAUAGAGGACCGCGAUGAUCCGCCCGGCGAGAAUUGAGAAAGGAAAGCAAACGACCAUCCUUCUCUUGCAUUUCAUCGGCAUUUCCAUCAUACAAGGAUCGCUAGUCGAUUCCCAUAGAUCUGAUAUCAUCAGCAUGCCUCUAUUCUUGUUUCCGCAAAAAGUCAACUCUUAGCGCAUUAGCACAGUCCUCGAAUGAGGAUCGCAUUUGCAUAGCCAA